CAACAACAAAGCAUUGAAAUUCGUGCGUCGCCAAACAGCUGAACGCCAAUCUUUACCUCGACGCCGUCGAGUAUGGAAGUACGGUUUUGUGAGUUAGUCGGCUUUUUGUUCAAUCGGUGCCCAACUAACUAUUAUUGUUGAUGGUAAUAAGUGAUAUUUUCUACGUUUUUUUUUACUCCGAAUUUAAUCUGAACAAACAAGAGUGCUAUCGGUUUUAUAGGACACAAAGAAGUGAAGAUAAGAGAAGAGCAAUUUUAUUUGCGUAACACGUAAAGUGGGGGUGCUCUGCUAAAUAAAUGGGUGUCAGUGCAAAGUGUCACCUAAGUAGGCUGUCGACGACUGUAGUCCAACCCAGGAGGCCCCAGACAUUGCAGCGAAAUCUGAGAAAAAUAUUGCUAACCAGCUUUCAUUUUGCGGUUGAUCUCGAGUGAAUAAAGGAAAACCCGGUCGAGGAGAGUGAUAAGGCUUUUGUGUGGUAAUAAUAAACAUAACUGCACGAUAAAGGUUCAGUCAGCGAGUGACAAACAAGCUCCAGUCUUACCUGGACGAUUGGUGUCUGAUAAGCAGAGGGUAGCUGAGGUUAUUCGGAUACGAUUGUGCGUUGGUUCCAGCUUCCAGGGGAGAAAUUUACACGAUGUGGUGCUUGAUUAACUUGCCCAACGGCACGACGUCGGCCGUUCAGUGCGAUCCUAAGCGAAACAGUCAGGACUGUCUGGAAAAGGUUUGCAGCGACCUUGGUAUCGUGUGCGAAACGGAUUAUUUCGGACUGAUCCCGGUUCGUGAUGGGGACAGCGUCGAUGUGGACGAAUGCAGUGCGCGGCAGUGGGUCAAUCUGCGCAAUCCGCUCAGUAUACAUGCGAACGAUCGGAACCAUCCGAUUCAGCUUUCGUUGCGGGUCAAGUUUUGGGUACCUGCCCAUCUGAUCCUGCAGGACAGCGUUCGGUUGUUGUUUUACAUGCAGGCACGGCAGGAGCUGCUCGACCAGCACAUCAGCCCGUCCAGCUGGUCGAAUGCAGCGUAUAUUUCCGCACUGCUGCUGCAAGCCGACGGAUACAAGUAUGAUCCGGCCAAAGUGGUCGUGAAUCUAUCCGUGGGUGCAAUCGAACGCCGUCAGUCACGGCGUCCCUCCAAGCGAAAGUGUUCGGAAGCGGACGUGAAACGAGGAAGCAUUUCUCCAGUGGGAACAACAUCCGAAGAGGAGCGAACCGAGGAAACGAAACCAAAGAACCUUUACCAGAGCUAUAUUGUAAUGCCAACGUUUGCGGAUACUGCACCGGAACCGAUGCCGGAAAACUUCAUCGAAACGAUCGCUAAGGAGCACGAAACUCUAACCAAAAUUAAGAUGACCCCCAGUUCGGCACAGUACUGGCUACUGGAGGAAAUAUCCUCGCUCAACGGAUACGGCGAGGAAGUGUUCGAAGGGAUUACCAUCAGUGAGCCGCCCGUCCGGUGCAAGAUCGGUGUCAGUCCACACGGUUUAUCAAUCUCAAAAAAGGAACAAACCUAUAGCAAUGUUCCAUUCACGGCAAUAAAAGCCGCCAAAUCGGUCCGGAAAUCGCUUCGGCUCACCUACGUAAACGAGGAGCACGAGGAAAUAAGCGUCGAGCUGAAGCUGCCAAACAAAUGGACGGCAGCCUCGCUGUACCGGUCCAUCAUAGAGAAGCACGAAUUCUACUCGUGCGAAACGGUUCGACCGGUCGUUACCACUCAGUUUAUUCGUGAUCUCAAGGGAACCAUUGCGUCGAUGUUCAACGAGGACACCGAGCUCGGCAAACGGUACGUGUUCGAUAUCCGACGAACGUGCCGCGAGGUGUACGACAACUCGAGACGCAUUCUGCACGCCCGUGGUAUCGAAAUCAAUAACGUCCAGAAGCAUAGUCCCCAGGUGCAGGCGGAACAGCUCGAACAGAGGCUUGCCGCGGAAGCCGAAGAGAACUCGAAGCUAGACCGGCUGGUCGAGGAACGAAUCGUCGAGGCAGUGACCUGUGUUAUCUGUGCCGAUAACGUCAUGGACACCAUGUUUUUACCCUGUGGACACAUCACCGCAUGUCGACAGUGUGCCGAACAGUGCGACCGCUGUCCUUUGUGCCGAGCGGACAUCGAGAGUGUCAACAAAGCAUUUCUUCCGCCGGUGCUCCGAACCAAACGUCAAACCGUUCCAGCACCGUAAAAGCAAGUGGCGGUCCCACGAUAAAAUCACAUUACCAGUAGCUUUUAAGGCCCAUUUACGUAUCUGAACUUUCUAGGUCUCUCUAUAGACACCAGAUCAUGGCGAGAGACAGAAGCAACUUCUUAAUAAGCAGAUUAUUUUUGCUUAGUAUCAUUUGCUGUACCACUGAAAAUUGAAUAAUCGGAGACGAACACUGUUACUGCAAGUUGAAUGUCCAAGGUGCAACUGCAGGUGUUGUUGCACUGUAAUGAAUCCAAUGUUUUUCAUUGUUAGUUACAGUCAAAAAAAAAAUACAAACAGCUAAAAGUGCUAAAAGUGAUAUUUACCUUAUGUUAAUGUAUUUUGCGUUACGCCUUUCAAGGCAAGGCAAGCAUAAACCAAUAAUAUUAAGAGAAAAAAAACUGAAAUAUCAGUAAUACCUACAAUAGUCAAGUAUCAAUGCAAAUUAUUAUAAUCGAUGUAGUAAGUUAGAUUAGAACUGAAGCGACCACAGGCUUGGAAGCAGAAUCCGAAUAGGGUAAUGUUAACGACACGACAGGAGUAUUUUUCGUUUAGUAUUGUUUUUUUUUAUUUUAAUUUGCCACGUUCUAUCAUAAGACCUUGUCGAGUGAUGUCUAUCUGUGUAAGAUAAUGCGAUAGUCAAACCAAACACGCAGUGUA
Sabethes cyaneus is the source of this 2830-nucleotide messenger RNA. RefSeq names its product E3 ubiquitin-protein ligase MYLIP-A (gene dnr1). The transcript is spliced from 4 exons. Gene Ontology annotation, biological process: ubiquitin-dependent protein catabolic process. Gene Ontology annotation, molecular function: ubiquitin-protein transferase activity. Lineage: Eukaryota; Metazoa; Arthropoda; Insecta; Diptera; Culicidae. Gene Ontology annotation, cellular component: cytoskeleton. Bases 635 to 2170 code for a protein of 511 amino acids. The record is from RefSeq and is a predicted model, not a curated record.